This is a messenger RNA of Meloidogyne enterolobii, 711 nucleotides long. The record is from the annotation of a GenBank genome assembly. Lineage: Eukaryota; Metazoa; Nematoda; Chromadorea; Rhabditida; Meloidogynidae.
AUGAAGGAUUUGGCAGCAAAACAAAUUCAGAAAUUAUACGAAUUUUUUAUUAAAGUGGAUGCUACACAAAUAGAAAUUAAUCCGUUUGCACAAAUUGAGGAUGGGAGAGUUUAUUGUAUUGAUGCCAAAUUAAUAUUUGAUGAUAAUGCCGCUUUUAGACAAAAAAAUAUUUUUGAGUUGAAUACAUGUGAAGAAAUGAGUCAGAAUGAGAUUUUGGCCAAAAGAUUUGGUUUAAGUUAUAUUCCAAUGGAUGGAAAUAUUGCUUGCAUGGUUAAUGGUGCUGGUCUUGCAAUGGCUACAAUGGACAUUAUAAAGUUACACGGUGGUGUUCCAGCUAAUUUUCUUGAUGUUGGUGGAAGUGCCACAGUAGAACAAGUUUCAAAUGCUUUUAAAAUUGUUGCUUCUUCUACUGAUCAAAAAAUCAAAGCUAUUUUUGUUAAUAUAUUUGCUGGAAUUUUGAGAUGUGAUAUUAUUGCUGAAGGGGUUAUUGCUGCUUGUAAUGAACUUGAAAGUAAUAUACCUGUUGUUUUGAGACUUAAAGGAACUAAUGUAGACAAAGCAAAAUUAAUGUUAAAAAAUGCUUCUCAACUUAAAGGCAAAUUUGAAUUUUAUGAAUCAUUUGAAGAUGCUGCAAAACGUGUUGUUGAAUUGGCUGGUGGAGGGGGGAAUAAUGAACAGGUUAAAAAAGUGAAGGAAUGUUGUGGUAGAUAA